GAAUCGCUUCUCCCAUCUCUGCGGCACCCAGCCAACGCAUCCCCCUGGAGCAGCGCAUUCCGAUCACUGCUCUUGCGAGCAACUUCAGGGAAAGGGGGGCGGGGGAGCCCGGCGAACCUCGUGUCACCCGUCCGCACGACCCUUCCUCCACGCUCGCGGUCACUUUCACGCGUCCCUUUCUUUUUUGCGCUCAAGAGGAGAAGGGUGUGUGUGUGUGUUUCCAUACCUUUUUUGCCAAUUGGCUUCUCCCCCCCCCCCAAAAAAAGCACGCCACCCAACUUUGGAUAUCUGCCUAUUUAUUAUUUAAAAAUUCUUCUUAAAAUGCAUUGCUAUACAAACUUUGCGGCGAUGAUUUUAAGCAAGCCUUAAUCAGACCUCGUGGUGGUGGUGGAUUUUUUUAAAAAAAAGGAAAGGGGAGGGGAAAUUAACCCCUAUCAGUUGUUUGCACCGCGAUUUAAAUGGCUGUUGCUUGCAAGUCUGCAGCCGCCCCUGCUGGCCAGCUUCGCCCCCCGCUGCUGAAGUCUGUUGCUUUGCUCGGGGACCUGUAAAAAGGAUGGCGGUGGCGGCUACUUUGUAAAGAGCCCGCUGGACUAAAUCGGGCAAGCGAUCUGUCCCGGUUUGCCGGAGAGAGGAGCGCAAGAUUCGCAGCAGUUCCGGAGAGAGGAGCCGGUUUCUGGUUCGAGUGAGGGUGGAUCGACAACCCCUUUGCAAAAGAGCAGAGGGAUUGAGCAGGGGUCUGAGGCUGCGGGGAUGGGGGACACGGCUCCCCCUCAAGCCCCGGGUCUCCUGGGAGGAGGAGGAGGCGGCUCCGUGGCGGCGCCGCGGGUGCACAGCGCGAUCGUGGAGCGGCUGCGGGCGCGCAUCGCCAUCUGCCGCCAGCACCACCUGAGCUGCGAGGGGCGCUACGAGCGGGGCCGGGCGGAGAGCUCGGGCCGCGAGCGGGAGAGCACCUUGCAACUCCUCAACCUGGUGCAACACGGCCAGGCAGCCAGGAAAGGAGGGAAGCACAGCAAGGCGGCGGCGGCCAAUGGUCACAGCGGAGGCGGCGGCAGCAUCGGGGCCUCGGCUCCUCCUGCGAACGCUGCAGCGCCCCCACCGGCGGACUACUAUCGCCAGCAGCUGAUCAGCAACGGAACGACUGGUGGCAGAAGUGGGAUCAACGGUGAGCAGCCCGGAUCGGCCUCUGGAGGGGAGCAGAGGAACCCCGCGCUGAUUGCGCUCCAAGGUUCCUUGAAGAGAAAACUGGUUGUGAAUCUGUCGCCGGCCAUUAACAAGAGGUCCAAUGGCAUUGCCGACUGCACCUUCCUUGAUAUUAAGAGGAUCCGAGUGGGCGAUAAUAACCUUUCUGUGGGGCAAGGUGGACACUGUGGCAACAAUUGCCCAAACCAGCCGGUGUUGGGAACCUUGACGGCUGAACAAGGCGCUCAGAGGAAAGUCGGCAGCCCAACCGGCAACACCCACUCGAACGCAAACGGGAUGUUCAACAUGACUCUAAAGGAGGUCAAGAAAGAGCCUGGUGAAACCAGCUCUUGCAGCAAGCACUUGGAUGGGCAGGGCUCCCAGGGCAAUCCUUUCCCCAUCCGAUACGGAGAAGACGCAGGGGAACAGUUGAUGGACCCGGAACUUCAGGAGCUGUUCAAUGAGCUGACAAAUAUUUCGGUGCCGCCCAUGAGCGACCUCGAGCUGGAAAACAUGAUCAACGCCACCAUCAAUAAAGACGAGCCCUUUAGCAUGGACCUCGGGCAGCAGCAGGUCCAGAGAGCUCCCUCAGCCAGGUCUUCCUCCUUGCAGAUGGACAAGAUGGUGAUCAAGCAAGAGUACUCGCCAGGCUUGAACCAAGCUUCUGUGGGGUCUCCCCAGAUGAGGCCUCCUUCCACGGGCUCAGCUUACACUAUGUCCGGGGCUGUUAUGUCCGCCUCAUCGCCGAUUCCUUCAGCACCUCAGACUCCUCCAUCUCAAGGGUCUUCAGUUCCCAACCGGCCCUUGGCCAGCUGGCAGGAGGUCUCCCAUGCCCAGCAGUUGAAGCAGAUCGCGGCCAACCGGCAGCAACAUGCCCUUAUUCAGCAGUGCCAGCAAAGCCAGCCGCCGUCCCCCUGGCCCGUCGAGCCUUCUCCCGGGUCCUUUGUCCAGGAGAAGAUCUCCAGCCCACCUUUCCACCAGCAGCAGUUCAGCCCUCAAAGCUCUGGGAUGCCUGGCGUCCCCGGGAAUGGGAACCAGCCGAAAGCGAUGAAUAACUACCUUUACCGGCCAAGCUCCAUGCCCCAGGGGAAUCCCAUGAACAUGAUGAUGCAGCGAAAGCCUCAGGACCUCAACAGGGGUUAUAUAAGCAGCGGCCAGAUGUCUCUGGAAGAGCCUCAGAACAACAUCAAGCCUUUGUUUCAUUUCAACUCGGAGCAAGCCAGCCAGCAGAUGCCUUCCGUUUUGGGUUCCCAAAACAAGCCUUCCAUUCUGCACUAUGCACAGCAGCAGCAGCAGCAGCAGCAGCAGCCUAACUCUGCCGCGGUGCAACAGCAGAACCAGCAGCAGCAGCAGCAGACACGGCCACCCCAGCCCCUCCAAAGCCAGCCUCUGCAGAGGCCACCAAACAUACCCUUAGCUUUGCAGCAGAAGAUCCUGCUGCAGAAAAUGCUGCAAGGCCAGCUUCAGUAUCCUGCCCCGCCUCAGCACCAGCUGGAUCAACACUCCGUGCUGGGCCAAAGCGCAGGCCCCAAUCCAACGUCAAACGCUUGCACGAAUCCAAAUGCUGCGAGCAGCUACAUGAACUCACCUCAGCAGGCUCUGCUGAAUCAGCAGCUGAAACAACAACUCCUUCUGCAGCACCAGCAGCAGCAACAACAACAAAAGAUACUAACUGAAGCGGAGAAAAUGACUCCGCAGGAUCAGCUGAACCGGCACUUGACGAGGCCCCCGCCAGAUUAUAAAGACCAAAGAAGGAACCAGGUCAACAUGCAGCAAACACAUCCGUAUUCAGGUGGAUCGCCAGCCGUGAGCGUCAGCUCCAACCUCUGCUUUUCCAACUCGAUUUCAACUCCCAGCCUCUCACCACAGGCAUCCGGUCUUUUGACCACCACUCACGGAGCCAGAAUGCCUUCUCUCCCGACGACACGCCACCUGGUCUGCUACGGGAACAUUCCUUGCAGCCAACCCAGCGCAUACAGCGUGGCUGCAUCAGGCGCGAUCCAAGUGUCGCAGCACAGGAACCCGAACCAAAUGAUCUCCAACCAGCAAAGCAAUUCCGCAGCAUCUCGGCAAGGGCCGCCGGGGCAAGGCAGUAAUAACAGCCUGUUGGCGUAUGACGGCGGGCCCGGGAUCAGCUCUCAGCAAGGCAAACUCAGCUUGAACCAAGGGACUUCUUCUGCACCAAGGCCUCCGAACGUCAUGGUCAGCUCAAAUUCGGCAACUCCAACCUGGGCCUCACAAGAAACAGGAGCGAAGCAGCAGGAAACACGCAAGGCCGUGGGGUCCCCUUUCCCCGCGGGCAGCCCCUAUACAAACCAACCGCUGCAGCACACAUCUGCCCACCAGCAGUUUCCCCAGCGCGCCAUGGGGCCUGCUCCUAACCAGCUGGCCGCCCCACAGAUAAGAACGCCCACGAGCCAAAUGAACCAAACUCUAAAUGGGCAAGCGUCUGGGGCGCCAAAAUCCCUGGGGGCAAGGCCUGGCCAGGUACGGGCUCAGACAGUGCCACACUUAAAUCCACCCGGGGUUAGCAUGGCAGCGCCAAACUCCUUGCCGUCAAACCAUUUCCCAUCUAGUAGUAGCCAGGCUUCUGCCAGGGCCUACCAGGGAACCGACCACACCAGCGACCUGGCAUUUGACUUUCUGAACCAGCAAGGCGACAGCAUGGGGCCGGCCCUCAACAGCGACCCGGACUUCAUCGAUUCUUUGUUAAAAACAGAGCCGGGUAACGAUGACUGGAUGAAGGACAUCAACCUUGAUGAAAUCCUAGGUGGCCACUCCUGAGGCAGAGCAGCAGGCGGUUGCAAACUCACGGAGCGGGUGGCAGUGGUGUUUGGUUUUUUAAGGCCCGAAAGCCAGGAUUGCACUCCGCAAAGUUUUUCAGAGGGAACGUGUCUUUGGAGUGUUUUCAGGAAAACCAAACUUUGCUCUCCCGAUGGUUCAAGGGGCUCCUCGUAGUCGGGAAUGAGGAGCGGAAUCAGAGAGGUGUCUGCGCCUGUUCAAAAUGUGUAGGCCCAUCUUCGUACCUAGAAAGCUAAGCAAGAGCACAGGAGGAGACGUUGGUUGCUUGUCCUACUCUUGUGUAGCUUGCAUAGCUGUUCACUUGGGCAUGCGGACACAUAACCACAAAUUUUGAACAGAGAAGAAAAGGUAUAUCCCAGAAAACGUCCAGCCUGAAACUGUUGAGUUAAUUUAUCAGGAGCAGUUGUGAAAAAUCGGGAAAGUGCAUUGGUCAAGUGCAUACUUUUUAUAGAGAGGGUCACAGCUUUUAUUCCUUCCACCACCAGGUAAGGUCAGAAUGACCUGCCUGAAACCCUGGAAGGCCACAGAUUGCCUGUGUAGACAAAGGCAAUACCUUGGUUUUCGAGCAGCUUGGCUCCCGAACGUUGCAAACCCGGAAGUGACUGUUCUGGUUUGCGAACUAUUUUUGGAAGCCGAAAGUCUGACGGGGCUUCCGCAGCUUCUAAUUAGCUGCAGGAUUGGCAGCUUCCUGCAGCCAAUCAGAAGCCACAAUUUGGUUUCCGAAUAUUUUGAAAGUCAAACGGACUUUCGGAACGGAUUCCGUUCGACUUCCAAGGUAUGACUGUACUGAGGUAGGCAAAUAAGGGGUCUGAUAUUCACAGUAUGUGCUAUGAUACCACUUUAACGGUCAUGGCUUUCCCCUGCCCUCAGGAAUCCUGGGAAGUGUAAUUUGUUAAUGGUUCUGUGAGAUUCGCCAUGGCGAAACUUACCGGAAGAAUUAAGAAAUCAAGAUAACAAAUUUUUAUAUAUUAAAGAAUGGAAAUGGUUUAUUGAAUAUAAGGAACCGCAGAAAGAGGGGGAAGAAAAUCAAGCUUUGAAAUGUCAAAAUGAUUGUAAAAUUAGUGAAAUGUAUAAACUUGAAAAGUAUAAAUAAAAAGUUUUUGUUUUUUUAAGGGCCUCAGGGAGAUGUUAGGAGACCCCCUGUUCCCCUCCCAGAGCUACAGAGCUAUUGGUUUAACAACCAACCCUUCUUCCCUGGGAACUCUGGAAAUUGCAGCUCUAGACCCUUAAGAAACCGCAUUUCCCAGGAUUCUCUGGUGCUAAAGUGGCACCAUAGAUUUAUAGUGCAGAUGUGGCCUUGGAAUGAGGCAGCUCCCUGUGCCAGAUUAUUGAAAUAUUAGUGCCUCCAUCCAAGUCUACCAAGUGACUUUGCUGUGCCUGCCCAGUCUCUUCCUUAUAGAGCAGAAUGAAUACGGAGUACCAAAUUGACUGAGGAUUAGAGAACUUGAGCCUAAGAUUUAAACUAAUUAGCUCCAGGGGAAAGCGUAAUAUUCAGCCUCUCCAUCCCAACACAAACACACCUGGCUACAUUAACUUUCACCUCCAAAAAGCAUCCCCUCUCACAGUCCUAGACCAUGAGCCAUUUCCUCACAUCUCCCCACUUUAUCCAGCCAAUCAGGGCUGAGGUGUGGGGCUGUUCUUUAAGGGUAAUCCAAAUUUUCCAAUGACUGUCCUCUGCAUAAGGGAAUCCCGGUGUCUCUUUACAAACACACACACACGCACAAAAUUCCAGUGCUCUUAUUUUGAGAGAGAAAGGGGGAGGGAACCAAUUUGUUUCUCCCCCC
Messenger RNA from Zootoca vivipara (common lizard), 5765 nucleotides. RefSeq names its product mastermind like transcriptional coactivator 2 (gene MAML2). Lineage: Eukaryota; Metazoa; Chordata; Lepidosauria; Squamata; Lacertidae. Gene Ontology annotation, cellular component: nuclear speck; nucleoplasm. The record is from RefSeq and is a predicted model, not a curated record. Gene Ontology annotation, biological process: positive regulation of transcription of Notch receptor target; Notch signaling pathway. Gene Ontology annotation, molecular function: transcription coactivator activity.